Molecule: messenger RNA, 1743 nt
Organism: Lichtheimia ornata
Lineage: Eukaryota; Fungi; Mucoromycota; Mucoromycetes; Mucorales; Lichtheimiaceae
Exons: 3
Coding region: 1-1743 (580 amino acids)
Molecular function (GO): oxidoreductase activity; copper ion binding
Source: RefSeq, a predicted model, not a curated record
AUGCAACUUGUCACUCUUUUGAUAUCAUUGAUCUGCUUGUUGUCAUGCCAUCAACACCAUACAGCGUGGGCUCAUCGUGGUGGUGGCAGGACAAGGACAUAUGAGCUCAAUAUCACGUCCGAAAAGAUUAACCCAGAUUGUCACAAUGAAAGCUAUCCACAUCUUUUGGUGAAUGGUCAAUUUCCUGCACCUCCUAUUCGCGUUACAAAGAACGACCAUGUCCACAUUGUUAUCCGCAACCACAUUGACACCAACCAAAGCACCACAAUCCACUACCACGGCAUUCUACAGAUUGGCACAUGCGAAGCCGAUGGUGUCCCUGGCAUAACACAAGAACCCAUCAAGCCGGGCGAGGAGUAUCACCAACGAUUCCAAGUCAUCAACCAAGCCGGCACGUAUCACUACCACGCUCAUGUGGGACUACACGACGACACUAUCAUUGGACCCUUCAUUGUAUAUGAAUCAGACGAGGCAUGGCCUGACGAUGAGUGUGACAACAACAACAAAAAGAAGCUCAAGGAUGGACCCUAUGAAUAUGAUGAUGAACGCGUGCUACUGCUAUCCGAGUAUUGGCAUAUGACAGAUGAGCAACGUAUGGCGUAUACGCUUGGCACAAGCUAUAGAGGCAUUGCACUUGCUGAUAGCUACUUGUUCAAUGGACGCACCGUGUAUGAUCCAAGCAAGAAUGACAGCAAAUGCCCUGGCUAUUCAGUUAUCAAUGUGGAGCCCAAUUCUGUUUAUCGACUUCGUUUCAUUGGGGGUGUCACAGCUGCAGUGCUUAGUCUCAACAUUCAUCAACACAAUUUCACCGUUAUCGAAGUCGAUGGCAACCUUGUCAAACCAUACGACGUCUCUUACUUGGAAGUUGCACCGGGUCAACGCAUGUCGGUUCUAAUGCGCACUUUGGAUGCAAAGGAUGGCGAAAGUUUCUUUAUCAAUUCGGCCCCACGGCAUGUAGCAGCAUCCUCUGGUAAUGGACGUGCUAUAUUAAGAUACAAACGGGCUUGUCAAAAGCAUCAAUCAGCCAUUGCAACACCAGCAGAUACAGCAAUGACAGCUACCGAUACGACACUUUUGCAUCUACCAGCAGCCAAAUCGCAAUGGAUCUUUCCCUAUUUGGAGCCACUCAAUGGAGAAGGCGUGGAUACCAGUGGACCCCCUGAUCGUACGGUGGUGAUUCGACCCUCGGAAAAAGUGAUGCCUGACAACACGACACGAUGGUUCUUGAAUGAUCGCUUAUAUGAAGAAUCGACGCAUAUGCCUAUCCUUCAUCGCAUUAUGGAGCAGUCUCAUCAUGAACGGCUCAACAUUCUCAAUUCAUCAUUAUCUGCAGUGGAUGGUUACGAUUCCAAUUUAGGGGCAUAUGUGACAGCCUACAAUGAAAUUGUUGACCUUGUCAUUGAGACCACCACCAUUGCCAAUGGCGUUUGUAUCGGGCAUCCAUGGCAUACGCAUGGGAUGGUGCAUCACACUUUGGCUUCAGGUCCUGGUGAAUACAAUCAUGAACGUGACAAGGAUAAACGCACAUAUCAAACUCCUGCAUUUGGUCGAGAUGUUACCUUUGUUUAUCCUGAACAACCGGGUCCUCCUCCAAUGACUCCAGGCGAUCAGCUUUGUGGGUGGUCAAAAAUCCGAAUUCAGACGACAAAUCCCGGAGCUUGGGCCGUUCAUUGCCAUAUCACUAUGCACAUGUUGCAAGGCAUGAUGAUGGCACUUGUUACAGCACCCGACAGAAUCCAUUAG